ACCCCACUCUCCAAUGGUCCCAACUCCCAAAGAAAUACCUCUCAACUUAGCUCCAAAUAUGAUCUCCCUCUCUAACAAGCCACAGUUAUCUUUACUACUACUAUUAAACACUAGACUAGACUAGAAUCCAUAGUCCCCACCUUAGUGCCACAUGCAUUAUUUCACCACCAUAUACUAUUAUUACUACUAAUAUGCUUCUUUGUCUUUCUCCUACAACGGUCUCUUCUUUGUUAAUGUCUUCUAAUAGUAUCAGUUAACCAAAUUCUCCUCAGUAGGAGGGAAACAAAAAAAAAAGAUGUCUGGGUUUCUGAGCGAUGAACUCUCAAAAAGAACCUCAAUUUUUGGUCUACGUUUAUGGGUCGUUUUGGGUAUUUGCGUUGGAGCUGCAAUUGUGUUAGUUCUCUUCCUUAUCUCUCUCUGGUUCACUACAAAACGUAACAAUAAAAAAACAACUCUUUCAGUUUCAGCUAAGAAAAACAAAAACAACAACCCCAAUAUUCCUAAGGUAUCCAAAGAAAUUCAAGAAAUCCGAAUUGACCCAUCACGGACUCUACCCGAAAACCCGAAAUUACUCCCACCUCCGGUUCCGGACCCAUUACCCGAACCCGAGGAAGACACCCAGAAUUCAAGUGGUCAUCAGAGAAUCCAUAUUGAAGUCGGAAAGGGUCAUAAGAUUGCCUAUCCGGAUCGGGUCGGGUUAGGUGGCGGGUCAAGUCAUGGUAGUGGAGAAGUAUGUUCUGUUGAGCAGGCUAUUAUUGCUGUGCCUGAGGUUUCACAUUUGGGGUGGGGCCAUUGGUAUACACUGAGAGAGCUUGAGAUUGCAACUAAUUUCUUUGCUGAUGAAAAUGUGAUUGGUGAAGGUGGUUAUGGAAUUGUUUACCGUGGAGUUAUGGAAGAUAGCAGUAAUGUUGCUGUUAAGAAUUUGCUCAAUAACAGGGGACAAGCAGAGAGGGAGUUUAAGGUUGAGGUUGAAGCAAUUGGUCGAGUUCGGCAUAAGAAUUUGGUGAGGUUACUCGGUUACUGUGCUGAGGGAGCUCACAGGAUUCUUGUGUAUGAGUAUGUGGACAACGGGAACUUAGAACAGUGGAUCCAUGGAGAUGUAGGGCCGUGCAGUCCUCUUACAUGGGAAAUUAGAAUGAAUAUCAUUCUUGGAACAGCUAAAGGGUUAACCUAUCUGCAUGAGGGCCUCGAACCCAAGGUUGUUCACCGUGACAUUAAAUCAAGCAAUAUUUUGCUCGAUAAGCAAUGGAAUCCAAAGGUGUCAGACUUUGGCUUGGCAAAGCUUUUGGGCGCUGAAAAGAGCUACAUUACUACUCGGGUUAUGGGAACAUUUGGUUACGUUGCUCCGGAAUAUGCUAGCACUGGCAUGUUGAAUGAGAGAAGUGAUGUGUAUAGUUUUGGAAUUCUUAUUAUGGAGAUCAUUAGUGGAAGGAAUCCGGUGGAUUACAGCCGUCCUCCUGGAGAGGUAACUCUGGUUGAUUGGCUUAAAAUAAUGGUUUCAAACCGGAAUGCGGAGGGUGUUUUGGAUCCCAAGUUGGCGGAGAAGCCUUCUUCAAGAGCACUGAAACGUGUCCUUUUGGUAGCAUUACGCUGUGUCGACCCCAAUGCUCAGAAGAGGCCAAAAAUGGGACAUGUGAUACACAUGCUUGAAGCUGAUGAUUUUCCCUUCCGUGAUGAGCGACGAGCUUCGAGGGAACAUGGUCGCUUAUAUCGUGAUGGCGUGAAAGAGAGGGUAAUGGACAAGCGUAUAAUUGAAUCAGGUGAUAGCAGUGGAUACGAAAGUAGUGUGCACACCAACCGGUCUUUCUUGAGGAAGCAAGAAACUGAUGAUGAGCACCAGUAGCCGCACCACGAGUAUUAGGAGGUCAAUUCCAACCCCUUUUGUUUCUGCCACUUAUUUUGGAGAUAGUACAUGUAAAUAUCAUUCACUUCCCUUCUGCAUUUGGGUUAAUUCAGCAGUCACGGACUCACGGUAGGUUUUGUAGCAUAGCUCUUGUUAUUAGUGUAUGUAAUUGCCCUCAAUUUUGUUAUGAGCAUAGCUGUUCUUAUCUGUGAGUUCUCAGUUUUUUAUUUGCUGUGUGUUGGUUUGAGGCGUUUGCCCAAAUGAAAGGACAUGAUUGGAUA
This is a messenger RNA of Nicotiana tabacum (common tobacco), 2124 nucleotides long. Its product is annotated as putative serine/threonine-protein kinase At1g01540. Gene Ontology annotation, biological process: protein phosphorylation. NCBI's taxonomy places the organism in Eukaryota, Viridiplantae, Streptophyta, Magnoliopsida, Solanales, Solanaceae. Gene Ontology annotation, molecular function: protein dimerization activity; protein kinase activity; ATP binding. The record is from RefSeq and is a predicted model, not a curated record.